Rhizophagus irregularis DAOM 181602=DAOM 197198 is the source of this 543-nucleotide messenger RNA. RefSeq lists its product as uncharacterized. NCBI's taxonomy places the organism in Eukaryota, Fungi, Glomeromycota, Glomeromycetes, Glomerales, Glomeraceae. The record is from RefSeq and is a predicted model, not a curated record.
GUAAGCUAUAAAAAGGCCAAAAAAAAUUUCAUUACAGAACAUCACAGCUUUUGAAUCUUUUACAGCAAAACAAAUGGCUUCAAUAAUCUUUAAAAUUUUCUUUAUUCUAUCUCUUAUUUCAGUUCAAGCUUUUGCUUGGAAGUUAACUUUAGGCGGAAAAGAUUUUAAGGGAGAAGCCAACCAAUCAUGUAAAGCCGUUACUGCUAAUAGUGGCUCUAAAUUGAAAUGGGACGCAAGACUCCUUGAAAGCUGUUGCGUUCGAUUAUAUUCAGACCCCAAUUGUGCAAAAGAUGAAAUCGGAUUUUCUUGCGAUGAUUUUAAUAAGAAGUUAAGCCAAACCGUUCAAUCCUUUCAAGUUACAAACUGUUAAAAUAAGAAUCCGAUACGGGACAGAAGAAGUUUCACUUUCGGAAAUUCUUAGUGUUAUUAUUUCUCCUCUUAUUACUUGCAUUUUUUAUCAAUAUCUUGAAUUAUGUUUGUCAUCUAGAUCUUAAUCAAGUAGUUCUUUAAAAUAAUUUUUAUCAUUUUUUCUUUACUCUUUCA